AUGCAACAAGAAACACCAGCAGUCUGCAACGAUCAAAGGGAUUUGGGUGAAAGAGUUCCCUAUUUAACUGAAUGUAGGUUUGAGGAAACCGAGGGCCUUGCUCAUGCUUACAAUAAUGCCGGUAUAAUAUCUAGCUUUCCAAGUUGGUUGACGAGAACGAAAUUUCUCGAGCGGGAUACAGAGGGCUGUGAUGAUCAAACGUGUCCACAUUGCAAUGAAUCCAGAUACAAGAAUCAGAAUUAUCUGGCACGUGCAGCAACCACCACCAUCAUGUCCGUCAGUGAUAUGCUUUCACAAAUGCUUGCAGACCCAAAAAUAAGGGAUCUUACGCAGUAUAGAGUGAACAGGGAAACAAGUGAAGGUGGAAUUCGUGAUUUUUUCGACGGACGUCUCGGUUCAUCGGAUGUUAAUUCAACAGAACGAGCAAGAAAUCUGCAGAGCAAAGGUACACCUAGUAAUGGCUUCCGGACAGUAGCAGACAAUCGACGUGGAGUGAUGUACUUUGACGAUAACUUCGUAUCUUUAAGACCUUUAUCCGAUUUCAAGCAAGGCAAUCCUCCAAGCAUCUUAAGUGAAUUUCUUUCGUUUUUGGGUUCAUUGUUUUUUGCAUUGGAUGAGUUACAUUUGAUAGCUAGAGGUAUUGCAAGAACAGAUGGGUCUCGUGCUGUAGAUUGGUUAAAUUUCCUUUUAUAUGUUGUUCCAACAUUAAUCAUCCCACAACUUCCAACCCAGAGCUCGAAAACAGCAAUCCUUUCGCUGGUAAAAGGAUUUUUUCAAAAUUGGCAUGAAUUUCUUGUUGAACAGAUGGAAAACAAGGUCCUCUACAUCCUUAGUCGACAAGAUCCACGUAGCGUCCUGUUGGAAAAACUGAUAAGACCUAAUAGACAAAGUGGAAAAACACCAGUAAUACCAUCGGAAGAAUUACAACUUGGGCUUGUGUUUAGAGGGUUGUAG
This is a messenger RNA of Mucor mucedo, 954 nucleotides long. RefSeq lists its product as uncharacterized. The coding region runs from base 1 to 954 and encodes 317 amino acids. The record is from RefSeq and is a predicted model, not a curated record. NCBI's taxonomy places the organism in Eukaryota, Fungi, Mucoromycota, Mucoromycetes, Mucorales, Mucoraceae. The transcript is spliced from 10 exons.